AACACUACGACAUGGCCUGCUUUACACUGUAUAUUAAAAUUUGUGAGAGUGUGAAUCAAACUCGGUAGUUUUUUAUUCUCUCUUUCAUAUGACAGUUCUCACACAAGGUGACAACAAAUUCUUACAGCUAACAAAGAAAAAAUCGAAAACAUUGCACCAAUACAAACGCGUCUGAAAAACUCUAUGCAGGAAAUUCUUAGUCAGAUUAGAUAAAAAUAAAGGAGCGUGUACGAAACUGAGUAGCUUUUAUUCUGUUUAAAAUAAAAUUGUACUAGCGUGGUUAAUAAUACAAAAGCGCCAAGUUCGCAAAAAUUUACAGUCUGGCAUCUCUGGAAAUUAAAGGCGCGCUGGUUUUUGUCUUAUAACAUAUUGGUGAAUGUAUGCAGCUGAAGUAUUUUGUUAUUAUCGCCAUGAAAUUUCUUGCAGUAUAGAAUUACAGUGUGUUUGAUAAAUAGUGAAAAGGAAAAACAACUGUAUACCAGAAUUUAAAAUGAAGUAUUCCACUAACAAAUCUGUCGGCAAAUCUUCAGUCAGUUGGGUUGGCAAACAAUGCGAUCCGCAAGUUGCGCGAUCUUUUAAAAUGAGACCAGCACUAUUUUACAGCAAAUGUUAUUAUGGAGCCUUGACACUAAAAGUUGGUAACUAUGUUCUCGUUUCCAAUGUGGACAGCCCUGAACCUGAUUCAGUUUCCGGCAGCGAUAUAGCCCGGAUUGAACAUAUGUAUGAAACAUUAGCUGAUGAUCCUAAGGCUGAUACAUGUAGAGCAAUCGUGCAGUGGUUUUCUCGUCCCACGGCAUUACCCUCAAAAAUAAUCAAUAGCGAAAAUUACAUAUUUGAUGUUAAUCAUGAAAUAAUUGAAGAUUCUCGCUUUAAUCCUGAUAUAGCAAUAGAAACUAUCAAUGGACUAUGCCGUGUCGAAAUCGUGGAUCCUGGAAUAGUUGUUUCUGAUGUGGUUAAGAGAAUCGUAAGUAAAUUUCCGGUUUUUGUCGCACGCUACAAACUAUUACAUGUACAUGGCAGUAAAAAAAUGAAAUUAGAAGCAUUGAAAUUCGUCGAACAGAAAUCCCCACCCCACAGACGUGAGUCGAUGCUCGAUAAAACCAAUCGUUUAAGUAUGAGCAGCGUGAAUGAUACGCCAAAGACAUCGAAGCGCAAACAUAAUCGUUUAAAAUCUAUUGAAUUUAUCGAUAUGCAUCAGUUUGAUAAACAUGAGAUCACUACCUCGCAGCAAUGUCUUGAACAGCAAGAAUGGGUUAUUAAAACAGUAAUUGAUGCAGGUAAUAAUAAUUAUAAAAAUAAACUUGAUAGAUUAACUGAGGGAAUAUGUGGUGUUGUAAUUAGUGAUGAUGAAAAAGUUUCUCCAUCAAAAAUUGCUAAAGUUUAUAACGCAAAUCGAAAAUCUCAAAGCAUCAGAAAAAACUUGAAUGCUAGCUUUCAAUGUGACUCGCCCGCGUCUUCGGAUGGAGAGAUGUUGAAUUAUUCCAUAGUAAAAGACAGCUCGAAUAACACACCGGUGACGAAAAUAAAGCUUAGAUUAUCUGAACGGCAAAAGCCAGUGGUUGAUACUCCUCGUCGCUCAGCUAGGAAAAGAUCAACAUGUCAUGAAGAAAAUGUUAUGGAUAACGAAACGUCUCCCAGAAAAAAUAAAAAGUCUAUUUCGAACGAUGAUGAAAUAACAAAAACUCCACCGCUUCGACAGAGGCGUAAAAGUAUUCUGAAAACACCAAGUUAUAAAGUUGAUGCCGCCGGAACACCUAAACGUAAUAUACAACUUUCUAAUAUUGUGGAAGAAUUUGCAAAUGGAAGGCGAAUCUCAAAAAGAAUUGAUACAACUCCGACAAAAAUUGGUUCAAUCAAAGGAUUGCCGGAACAAGAAAGCUCUAGAGGGCGAUCUCCAAUCAUUGAUGCAAGCAAAUCAACUCCGAAGAGUUCAACUAAAUUGAAACUUAUUCGAUCGGGCGCCAUACAACCGACUAUUCACUAUCGCGAUUCACCAGUUGAAGGACCGUUGGACGAUCAUCUUGCCCUAGUCCGAGAACGAUUGCAUGUGUCAGUUAUUCCAAAAUGCUUGCCAUGUCGAGAAAAAGAAUACGAUGAAAUUUACAGUUUUUUAGAAGGAAAAAUAAUCGAAAGUUGCGGAGGAUGCAUGUAUAUUUCAGGUGUGCCGGGAACUGGAAAAACAGCCACAACCAGCGCUGUCAUACGUGCUCUUCAAUCACAGGCUGAAGAAGAGGAGAUUCCCAAGUUUGAAUUUGUAGAAAUUAAUGGAAUGCGUCUCACAGAGCCACGUCAAGCAUAUGUACACAUUUAUCGUCAACUUACCGGUAAAACUUUAGCCUGGGAACAAGCAUAUAAUUUGCUGGAUAAACGUUUUACAACUAAAUCUCCACGCCGUAUAACUACAAUUCUUUUAGUCGACGAACUUGACAUCCUUUGUAAUAAACGUCAAGAUGUCGUUUAUAAUUUAUUGAACUGGCCGACCGCAGCAACCGCUCAUUUAGUAGUUAUAACAAUCGCCAACACAAUGGAUCUUCCAGAGCGUUUGCUUAUGGGAAAGAUUUCGUCUCGUUUGGGAUUAACACGACUUACAUUUCAACCAUACAAUUUCCGGCAAUUGCAGGAAAUAGUGAUGGCUCGACUUACAGGAAUGUCAUCUUUUGAUUCCGAUGCUAUUCAACUAGUAGCUCGAAAGGUUGCUGCGGUUUCAGGUGAUGCACGCCGAGCACUCGAUAUUUGUCGCCGGGCCACCGAGCUUGCUGAUGAUCACUCUAAGAAAAGUGGCCAACGUGUUAGUGUUUCAAUGGUUUUUGUGCAGCAGGCACUCGGAGAGAUGAUUUCAAGUGCUAAAGUACAAACCAUAAGAAGUUGUUCCAGAGUAGAACAAUUGUUUUUGCAAGCGGUAACAGCUGAGGUGGCUCGUACAGGAAUUGAAGAAUGCAUUUUUAUCAGGGUCUACUCGCAGUUUGAAUCGUUGGCAGCAUUUGCUGGUAUAACAGUACCUAAUCCCGGAAGGGCGAUAUCCAUUUGCAGCCGUUUAGGAACUUCUCGGUUGCUAAUUUGUGAAAGUUCUCGAAAUGAUAUUUAUCAGAAAAUUUUACUAAACAUCAGUUCCGACGACGUAUAUUAUGCACUUCAAGCAAGCAAUCUAAUUUGAAUAAACCAAACUAAAUCAA
Wyeomyia smithii (pitcher-plant mosquito) is the source of this 3173-nucleotide messenger RNA. RefSeq names its product origin recognition complex subunit 1 (gene Orc1). Gene Ontology annotation, cellular component: nuclear origin of replication recognition complex. The coding region runs from base 491 to 3154 and encodes 887 amino acids. The transcript is spliced from 3 exons. Gene Ontology annotation, biological process: mitotic DNA replication checkpoint signaling; DNA replication initiation. Lineage: Eukaryota; Metazoa; Arthropoda; Insecta; Diptera; Culicidae. The record is from RefSeq and is a predicted model, not a curated record. Gene Ontology annotation, molecular function: ATP hydrolysis activity; chromatin binding; DNA replication origin binding.